GGCGGGAGGACGGAGCAGCGAAGAGGAGCGAAGCUGGGAACCAUCUGGUUACUUGCGAGCGGUGUGAUGUGACGUUGCCUGGAUUAUAAAGCAGAAACUCAAUCACAUGUUGCUGGCUUCUCAGUGCCCCGAUCCUCUCUGUCAUCUCUCUCGCUCUCCUCUCUUUCUCUCGCUCUCUCUCUUUUUCUGUCUGUCUGUCUGUCUGUCUGUCUGUCUGUCUGUCUCUCUCUCUCUCUCUCUCUCUCUCUCUCUCUCUCUCUCUCUCUCUCUCUCUCUCUCUCUCUCUCUCUCUCUCUCUCUCUCUCUCUCUCUCUCUCUCUCUCUCUCUCUCUCUCUCUCUCUCUCUCUCUCUCUCUCUCUCUCUCUCUCUCUCUCUCUCUGGCUCUCUCCCUCUGCAGAGAGUGGCUGGGCUGAAAGAGGGAGCUAAGGACUAGGAUCUGGGCGCCGCUUCUUCCCCAGGAGGAGCACGUUGGUCUCUUUCUACCGUCGGGAGAUUUUAUUUUUCCGCGAGGACAGUGCUGGAACUGACAGUUCUCCGUUAGGACCAGACUGCAUUUUCUACCCAAGUGCAUUGUCAGGAUAACUAUACUAAAAUGGAAGCCUUGGACAGGACUCUAAAUCACUAUUUUGUUUUGUGGUUUGGGCCAAGAGAUCGCAGAGUUGAGGGCUUUUUCCUUCUAGAUACGUACCCUCCUACGUUUAUACUUAGUCUCCUAUACCUAUUUCUGGUUUGGCUCGGACCAAAGUACAUGCGGAAUAAACCACCCUUAUCUUCCAGAGGCGUCCUUGUGGUUUAUAACAUUGGAUUAACUCUCCUUUCCUUAUACAUGUUCUGUGAGCUGGUGAAAGGUGUUUGGGAUGGUGGAUACAGUAUUUUCUGUCAGGACACGCACAGCGCUGGUGAGGCUGAUCUUAAGAUUAUCCGUAUCCUAUGGUGGUACUACUUCUCUAAAGUCAUAGAGUUCAUGGACACAUUUUUCUUCAUUUUACGAAAGAACUACCAUCAGAUCACUAUUCUGCAUGUCUAUCACCAUGCCACCAUGUUCAACAUCUGGUGGUUUGUUAUGAACUGGGUGCCCUGUGGUCACUCUUUCUUUGGGGCUACCCUGAACAGUUUCAUUCACGUGCUUAUGUACUCCUAUUAUGGUCUCUCUGCCGUCCCAGCCAUGAGACCUUAUCUCUGGUGGAAGAAGUACAUUACUCAAGGACAAUUGUUGCAGUUUGUUCUGACGAUAAUCCAGACCAGUUUUGGUGUUAUCUGGCCCUGUGGAUUUCCGAGUGGCUGGCUGUACUUUCAGAUUGGCUACAUGAUCUCCCUAAUUAUUCUCUUCACAAACUUCUACAUACAGACCUACAAGAAGAAGGGCGCCUGCCAAAGUAAAGACUGUCUAAAUGGCUCCACAUUAGCCAUGAAUGGACACAGCAAUGGCCUCUUUGCACCAAUGGACCACAACUCAGCAAAGAAAACCCACUAAGUUUCCAGGGCCUGCACGGCACAUCGUAGACACACUUAAGAUUUUUGUGACGUUCUAAAGCAGUUUCAAAGGUUACCAACGUGUUAACUAUAUCCGGUCCUGCGUUGUAUAGCCAGAGAGGCUGGGGACAUGGAACUGAAUAUUGUUGUGAUUAAUAGGGAAAAUAAAUUUAGAGCAACUUCCUUGUCCGAAAAGUCUUAGAUAGGUAGAGAAAUUCAUUACAACUCUAUAUAAUUUUAAGAGUGGUAGAUUAUUUCCUGAACAUGAGCAAUGGACCCAGUGUAAAUCAGGUAAAAGAUAGUUAAUUUUAGUUUACAAUACUCUUGUUGCCUUACCGCUUAUUUGUGUGUUAGGAAUUGUCUUGUAUUCAUUCUAAUCUUAAACCAUAUUUAUUCAUUUACGCUGAAAUGUAAUUUAGCACAGAAUUUUGGCCCAAAUGCCUUAGCUUUACCUAAAGUUUCAAUGCUGCAUAAUUGUUAGGUUUUAACCAUUUCAAGAAUCCCAUUUCUCCUUUGUAUAGAUGUACACUCAGUGGCCACUUUAUCUGGUAUCUCCUGUAGCUAAUAAAGAAGCCACUGAGUGAGUGUUCGUGGUCUUUUGCUGCUGUAGCCCAUCCACUUCAAGGUUCAACAUGUUGUGCAUUCAGAGAUGCUCUUCUGUACACCACUGUUGUAACGUGUGGUUAUUUGAGUUACUGUCGCCUUCCUGUCAGCUUGAACCAGUCUGGCCAUUCUCCUCUGUCCUCUGAUUAUCAAGGUGUUUUCGCCCACAGACCUGCUGCUUAUUAGAUUUUGUUUUUGUUUCUCGCACCGUUCUUUGUAAACUCUGGAGUCUGUUAUGCAUGAACAUCACAGGAGAGCAACAAUUUCCGAGAUACUCAAACCACCUGAUCUGGCACCAACAACACUCCACGGUCAAAGUCACUUAGAUCACAUUUCUUUCCCAUUCUAAUGUUUUGUCUGAACAACAACUGACUCUCUUGACCAUGUCUGCAUGUGUUUAUGCAUUGAGUUCCUGCCCCAUGAUUGGUUGAUUAGAAAUUUGCAUUAAUGAGCAGAUAGACCUCAUAAAGUAGCCACCGAUUAUCCUAGUUGGCUCGUCAAUCUUAAAAAAUAGGAUUUGACUGCUGGCACAUAAAUGAUUGAGGUGUGUUUAAUACAGUCAAUUCCUUGACAGUAUAGAUGACUAUUCCAUCUUCAGAAGUUGUCCACCCUUUUUGACUGAUUGCUUCCAAUUUGACUUAGCUAGUUGGUAGAGAAUCUCUUGCCAUUUUGAAACUUCCACUUUUGCCAGUGGAUCUGAUCCCAUACUAUUGCUUUAUCUGACUUCACUUUACCCUUGGCCAGAACUCCAACACCGCUUCCUCUUCCUUCUCAAAACAUUUCUGCAGUUGCAUCUGAGGCCGCUCGCAGAAUUAACUUCAGGCUGUGAGUUCCAAGGUUUCCCGGGAAGAAGUAAAUGUCUCCACUGAGAGUGUAAACGGUAUCCUCCUCUUCUUCCUUCUCCCCCCUCCUCCUCCCCCUUCAUCUCGACCGGGGCAUAGGCCACUGACAGCAGCUCGCUGGAGUCCUCUAUCCCAGGCCAGUGUUUCAAGUUGUCCCCAAGUGAAGCCCAUCUUCGAAGAUCCUUCCUCUCCCAGGGAUGAGGUCUUUGGGACUGGUAUUGGUGUUUCUGUAGCUCUGGGAUUUUACCUGAUGAGUUUUCUAGCACCAUGCUCUUCUCCUUUCACAGCCAGGGUAAGGACCAUGCACGGUGGAGUUGGUGUAAACCGUAAAUGCUGGAAAUUCAUAAUCUCCCAGAGAGCAUAUGAAAGGCAAGGAAUUGUUUUUGUUUCUGGAGGACCUGUGGCUUCAGCAUUUUCUGUUUUCAGUUCCAGUUUCCAGUGAUCCUAUUUAGUAUUUAUAGAGGAUACACGUAUAACAUAAAAACAGAACAGAAUUGGUGGUAAGUUCCCCAUUUCUGUUAAAGAAACCUUUUAACUGAAUCUGGCACACACGUUCAUUGAUGCAUUUUUAAGUGUUGGUUUGUGGGGUAGCAUGAGGAAAUCAGAUAUCCCUAAGACAUAGCAGCAGAAUUAGUGUGUUCUACCAUUCCAUCAUGGCUGAUUUAUUAAUCUUCUCCACCCUAUUCUCCUUUCUCCCUGUAACCUUUGACACCCUUAGUAAUGAAGAACCUAUGAACCUCCACUUUAAAUAACCCAAUAACUUGAAUGCUACAGAUUCACCACCCUCUGUUUAAAGAAAUUCUUCCUCAUCUCUGUUUAAAUGGACAUCCCUAUACUCUGAGGCUCUGCUCUCUGGUCCUAGUCUCCCCCAUGAUAGGAGACAUCCUCUCCACAUCCACUCUAUUCUAGACCUUUGAAUAUUUGAUAGGUGCCAGUGAGAAUUCCCCCCAAUUCUUCUAAACUCCAGAGAAUACAGACACAGAGCCAUCGAACACUCCUCAUUUGUUAACCUUUUCAUUUCCAGGAUCAUUUUCAUGAACCUCUCAGUUGAAGUGGUAUUUCUUUGAAUAAUUCAUGUAGUUACACUUAUGCCUUAAAAAAAUAGCAGGAUUCAAAACGCCGUUGGAAUCUCUGUGCGUAGAAAGAAAAAUUGUAUAAUAGUUUCUAAUUUGCAUUAGUCAGCCAUGCAUCAACCUUAACUCUCUCCACUGUAUUUGAAGUGCAUGCUUGUGCAUAGCUAAUGUCUCAGUUGCUUCCCAAUCACAUGAAUAAGUACUGUGAAUAGGCAUCAUAUCGCUCUUUCUUUGUAAAAAGACAGUAUCUAAUAACAUUUUUGCCUGCAGCGAUGUAGGAUAGACUCCUGGUUCCUUUAAGUGGGUGUAUUCUCAGUGGAAGUAUGAGCUGUGAGAGUUUUUUUUUGACCCAGUGGCUGUAAAUAUUGCACACAGUUCUUUGGCCGAAUCGAUGAGUUGAAUUACCAAAUUCUGCUCCUAUAUCUUAUAGAGUCAUAGAGCACCACAACACAUAAACAGGCCCAUCGGCCCAUCUAGUCCAUGAUGAACUAUUACUCUGCCUAGUCCCAUCAAUCUGCACCCAGACCAUAGCCCUUUAUACCCCUCUUGUCCAUGUAAUUAUCCACUUCUGAUGGCAGCUCAUUCUACACUUUAACAACCCUCUGAGUGAAGAAGCUCCCCCUCAUGUUCCCCUUAAACAUUUCACAUUUCACCCUUAGCCCUUGACCUCCAGUUCCAGUCCCACCAAACCUCAGUAGAAAAGGCCUGCUUACAUGUACGUUAUCUAUCUAGGUACCCUCCAUGAUUUUGUAGAUCUCUGUCAAAUCUCCCUUCAUUCUCUUACACUCCAGGGAAUAAAGUUCUGUAGUCUAACCAUGGAACAUCACCACGGAAUAGGGUUUACACACCCCAGCACGGGAGUGUGUCAGGUAUCGACCGAUCAUUUGAGACUAAGGAUAAAAGAUGUCCCUAUCACUUAAUAUCCAAAGUAUAGCACAAGUCAGUUCUGAAGCCUUGAGAUUGGCGACUUAGAGCACCUAAAGUUUUGGUGGAAAAAUUACUAUGUUAAUGAAGCUGGAUUUUUUUUUUACAAUGAAUUUAAACUCAUAGAAAGACAGUCUUUACUGAAUUUGAAAUUGUGUGCUGUUGGAACUUGACAGUCAGACAUUCCAAUGUGACAAUUAUUGCUUCUCUGGAUAAGAAUAAUUGGUGUUAAUGUUUGUAGAGGGAGCGAAAUGUUUGAUAUCACACACAGAAUGCUGGAGGAACUCAGCAAGUCAGGCAUCACCUAUGGACAGGAAUAAACAGUCGACAUUUUGGGCCAAGACCCUUCAUCAAGUUGCUCUGGACUUCCAGUAUCAGCAGAAUCUCUUGUGCUUAUAAAGUGUUUGCUAUAUUUGGAGUUACCAAGGCUACAGCUGCCAGAUGGUCAGGGUUUCCAAGUACUUCUAGGAUCUGUGGUUGUUUUAAACACUGCAAGAGGCAAGGACUGAAUCCUGACGGUGAAUGUUUGCUGAGUGGAGGUGACCAAGAGGGCUGAUACAGAUAAAAAUAAAAUCAAAGAAUGGCUGACUCAAGGCUAGUAGCUAUCGUGGGAGCUAGAAUUUCCCUGUUGGAGAACUACACACCAGGGAUUUUUUUGUUCAGAACUUUACAUGGGUUUCUCUAACACAAAUCAAAAGGAAAAUUAAUGCUAGGCCUGUGUUGAAUCAAAGGCUGCGAACAUUGUGAGCUACAAGCAAAACUAUUUGUGUUGUCUUAAUUAAGUGUGACAUACUGUAUCCCUCUUCUCGUAUAAGUACUGAAUUAUUCAGUUUUGCUGCUCUCAAGUGUCAAAUCACAUGUUUUAUUUGGUAAACGUUGAUUAUGAGUGUGCUGUUCUAACCUGUGUCUGAGUAACUUGUGUAGUCAUCAGUUGUAACAUUGACACACUCAAAAUUUACAGAAUUAAAACCUUUACUAAACUUCUACAGUUACCCUGUUUCAUUUAUGGUCCAG
Molecule: messenger RNA, 5930 nt
Organism: Mobula hypostoma (lesser devil ray)
Lineage: Eukaryota; Metazoa; Chordata; Chondrichthyes; Myliobatiformes; Myliobatidae
Gene: elovl5
Product: ELOVL fatty acid elongase 5
Exons: 9
Coding region: 594-1475 (293 amino acids)
Biological process (GO): very long-chain fatty acid biosynthetic process; fatty acid elongation, monounsaturated fatty acid; fatty acid elongation, saturated fatty acid
Cellular component (GO): endoplasmic reticulum membrane
Molecular function (GO): fatty acid elongase activity
Source: RefSeq, a predicted model, not a curated record